AUGUUUCUAAACCUCAAUCAUAAUUUGCUCCAAUUCCUAGGGUCACCGAAGAACCCGAAGAGAAUAAUAGUGAGGAGGGGGAGAAAACAGGAAAAGUCGAGCCCCACUCCAUCCUCACCUCGACACCGCUCCUAUGCCAGUUUUUCUGCCCAAACCCUUCCCUGCGCUUUGCUUCAAGUUCUUAGCAGAAUCCAAGGGAACUUCACCCCCAAUCUUUCCACCUAUACACCUCAAUUCCUAGAGCCAUUUGUCCCUCCUGUGACGCCCCCCACCCCCUUCCUAAAACCACCCCCGGCUGCAGCCCGCCCCGAGCGCGCCGCCUGUUUAUUCAGCCGGGAGUCCGAAACAAGAAGGCGCCAGCGGCAGCCUCACACGCGAGCGCCACGCGAGGCUCCCGAAGCCAACCCGCGAAGGGAGGAGGGGAGGGAGGAGGAGGCGACGUACAGGGAGGAGAAAAAGCAUUUUCACCUUCUUUGCUCCCACUCUAAGAAGUCUCCCGGGGAUUUUCAGCCGCAGCCCCAGCCGCAGCCCCAGCAGCCCUUCCUGCCGCCCGCAGCCUGUUUCUUUGCCACCGCAGCAGCCGCGGCGGCCGCGGCAGCCGCAGCGGCCGCGCAGAGCGCGCAGCAGCAGCAGCAGCAGCAACAGCAGCAGGCGCCGCAGCUGAGACCGGCGGCCGACGGCCAGCCCUCAGGGGGCGGUCACAAGUCAGCGCCCAAGCAAGUCAAGCGACAGCGCUCGUCUUCGCCCGAACUGAUGCGCUGCAAACGCCGGCUCAACUUCAGCGGCUUUGGCUACAGCCUGCCGCAGCAGCAGCCGGCCGCCGUGGCGCGCCGCAACGAGCGCGAGCGCAACCGCGUCAAGUUGGUUAACCUGGGCUUUGCCACCCUUCGGGAGCACGUCCCCAACGGCGCGGCCAACAAGAAGAUGAGUAAGGUGGAGACACUGCGCUCUGCCGUCGAGUACAUUCGCGCGCUGCAGCAGCUGCUGGAUGAGCAUGACGCGGUGAGCGCCGCCUUCCAGGCUGGCGUCCUGUCGCCCACCAUCUCCCCCAACUACUCCAACGACUUGAACUCCAUGGCCGGCUCGCCGGUCUCAUCCUACUCCUCGGACGAGGGCUCUUACGACCCGCUCAGCCCCGAGGAGCAGGAGCUGCUCGACUUCACCAACUGGUUCUGAGGGGCUGGCCUGGUCAGGCCCUGGUGCGAAAGGACUUUGGAAGCAGGGUGAUCGCACAACCUGCAUCUUUAGUGCUUUCUCGUCAGUGGCGUUGGGAGGGGGAGAAAAGAAAAAGAAGAAGAAAAGGGAAGAAGAAAAAAACGAAAACAGUCAACCAACCCCAACGCCAACUAAGCGAGGCAUGCCUGAGAAACAUGGCUUUCAGAAAACGGGAAGCGCUCAGAACAGUAUCUUUGCACUCCAAUCAUUCACGGAGAUAUGAAGAGCAACUGGGACCUGAGUCAACGAGCAAAAUGCAGCUUGUGUGCAAAAGCAGUGGGCUCCUGGCAGAAGGGAGCAGCACACGCAUUAUAGUAACUCCCACCACCUCUAACACGCACAGCUGAAAGCUCUUGCUCGGUCCCUUCACCUCCCUGCCCUCUCUCAAAGUGCAGUUCUUAGCCCUUUAGAAACGAGUUGGUGUCUUUGGUCUCAGUAGCUCCUACCCCAGUAAGCUGUAGACAUUGGUUUACAGUGAAACUAUGCUAUUCUCAGCCCUUUGAAACCCUGCUUCUCCUCCAGGGCCGGAUUCCCAAACCCCAUGGCUUCCCUCACACUGUCUUUUCUACCAUUUUCAUCAUAGAAUGCUUCCAAUCUUUUGUGAAUUUUUUAUUAUAAAAAAAUCUAUUUGUAUCUAUCCUAACCAGUUUGGGGAUAUAUUAAGAUAUUUUUGUACAUAAGAGAGAAAGAGAGAGAAAAAUUUAUAGAAGUUUUGUACAAAUGGUUUAAAAUGUGUAUAUCUUGAUACUUUAACAUGUAAUGCUAUUACCUCUGCAUAUUUUAGAUGUGUAGUUCACCUUACAACUGCCAUUUUCCCUAUGUGGUUUUGUCAAGAACUCUCCUCAUAGGUGAGAUCAAGAGGCCACCAGUUGUACUUCAGCACCAAUGUGUCUUACUUUAUAGAAAUGUUGUUAAUGUAUUAAUGAUGUUAUUAAAUACUGUUCAAGAAGAACAAAGUUUAUGCAGCUACUGUCCAAACUCAAAGUGGCAGCCAGUUGGUUUUGAUAGGUUGCCUUUUGGAGAUUCCUAUUACUGCCUUUUUUUCCCCUUACUGUUUUAUUACAAACUUACAAAAAUAUGUAUAACCCUGUUUUAUACAAACUAGUUUCGUAAUAAAACCUUUUUCCUUUUUUUAAAAUGAAAAUAA
Molecule: messenger RNA, 2362 nt
Organism: Rhinopithecus roxellana (golden snub-nosed monkey)
Lineage: Eukaryota; Metazoa; Chordata; Mammalia; Primates; Cercopithecidae
Gene: ASCL1
Product: achaete-scute family bHLH transcription factor 1
Exons: 4
Coding region: 1-1176 (391 amino acids)
Biological process (GO): regulation of transcription by RNA polymerase II; developmental process
Molecular function (GO): RNA polymerase II transcription regulatory region sequence-specific DNA binding; DNA-binding transcription factor activity, RNA polymerase II-specific; protein dimerization activity
Source: RefSeq, a predicted model, not a curated record